GUCGCGUCGACGCUUUAAAAACGUGUCGCUGAUAGCCGCAGUUUCCUGUGGUGUACUAUCGUAGUUUUAUAAGCAUAAUUUUGUUAUUACAUAAUGCAGAAUUACUCUCAAGGAUGAUUGAUUAUGGUAGGGUCUGCAGCCACCUACGAUUGCGCAUCUGGAUUUGGUCGAGCCGCUACCACUAGCUAGCGGACAGGCUAGCAGAGAAGGAUGUUGUAGUGCUGUCCUCUGCAGUGCACAAAAUUGAGUGUCGACUGGAUAAUUUAGCUAGCUGUCAGUUUGCAGCCCUCACCAGUUAGCUCGUGUAGUAGCUGACGCUUAAAAGGGCCACCGAAGAUGUAAACCACCAUGCGAACAAAGAGACGGGAAAUGGCAGUGCCUUUGAUGGUCUCCCCCCUCCCUGUCUCCUUCAUCCUGGUGGUUCUGCUGUUGGCCAGGUCGCCUGUGUGCCAGGCGGGGGACUGCAAGGGCCACAGGCAGGUUUUGAGGGGACCACCUGGCUAUGUCACAGAUGGAGCAGGAAACUACUCUGUCAAUGGAAACUGCGAGUGGCUAAUCAAAGCUCCCAGCAGCAGUCACCGCAUUGUCUUGAAUUUCACCUUCAUGGACACAGAGUGUACUUAUGACUACCUGUUUGUGUAUGAUGGGGACUCCUACCAGAGCCCCCUCCUAGCCAGUCUGAGUGGCAACACAUUGCCGCAACCCAUUGAAGCAAAGUCUGGCAAGAUGCUGCUUCAUCUCUUCAGUGAUGCUAAUUACAACCUACUGGGUUUCAAUGCAACUUACACCUUCUCUUUGUGCCCUGGAGCAUGUGGCGGUCAUGGCCGUUGUGAUUCCUCUACAUCAAAGUGCCAUUGUCAUCAGGGUUGGGGUGACCCCUCCUGUACAACCCCACUCUGCACCCAGGCUUGUUCUGUGAAUGGCCAGUGUGACAAGAAAGGAGAGCGCUGUCUGUGUAAGCCAGACUUCCUAGGUCAGAGCUGUCAGCUUGGUCUCUAUAACGAUAGUGGGGCAGGAAAGUGGUGGCUUGUGAGUGAAGGAAACCCCUACACACCUCCCAGGACAGGUUCCGCAGGCGUGUACCUCUCCACCACAAGAGCCAUGUAUCUGUUUGGCGGAUUUGAUCUCAACAGAGCUCUUGGUGACUUGAUCAAAUACAAUUUCACAUCCAGCCAAUGGGAAAGCAGGUCUUAUGGUCAUUCACCUGUGGCUCGUCAUUCCCACACAGCAGUAGAGUAUAUGGGUAAAAUGGUUAUCUUUGGUGGAGAGCUAGCCAACGGCUCCCUGGCCAAUGAUGUGUGGAUGUACCGGCCUCACAAUGAUGACUGGCAACAGCUUGGUCUUUCCACUUCACAUGGUGCUCCUAAAUUGGCUAAUCAUGCUGCAGCUGUAGUAGACAGUUAUCUCUAUGUAUUUGGAGGUCGCACCGAGGAGGAUAUGUUUUCCUCAACUCUGUAUCGGUUUGGCCUGCAUGGAUCUGGACGGUGGGAGACAGUUCAGCCCACAGGUGGGAAGCCACCAGCCACCGCUGGCCACUCCAUGGUCUUCCACAGCCCAUCAAGGACACUACUUGUCUAUGGGGGCCACAGGCCUACCACUGCCAGAUUUAGUGUCAGGGUCAACAACACGGAUGUGUUUCAUGUGGACCGGCGAUUUUGGACAUCUUUCCGUUCACGUUUCCCAACAACUGGCCCGAGAGAGCGAGCUUUCCACUCAGCCACAGUCAUUGGAAACUACAUGGUUGUGUACGGAGGAAAUGUGCACAUUCAUUAUCAAGAGGAAAAAUGCUAUGAUGAGGAGAUCUUUUUCUACCAUCUGGGCUGUCACCAGUGGGUCUCUGCAAGGGAGCGACUCAGUGGUGAUACUGUGAGGGGGCGUUACUCACAUGUUGCUGCAGUAAUGGAGGGACGAGUGUUGCUGGUUGCUGGAGGCUACAGCGGUGUUGCGCGUGGAGACCUUGUGGCUUACAAAGUACCACUUUUUGUCAGUAGUGACCAAGGUGACAGGGACGCUGUUUGCGCUGAGGCAGUAGAUGAAAGUAUGUGCCUUAAGAACCCAGAGUGCAGCUGGUGUGAAGGCCGCUGUCGAGAGUACCAACCCACUAACCCGUGUGGGAGUACUGGUUGCUUGGGCCUGGCUCGCUUCCUGUCUGAUUGCCAGUCCUGUCUGGUGUUCAGUGGAACUCCAGCUUCUCUGGCCCGCGCCCCUGGUGAAUUUGGCUGGUGUGUUCAGAAUGAGUCCUGCCUACCAGUGUCAGAGCGAAGUGCGUGCCGUGUGGACCAGAUCUCAGGGGCGUACGGCUGGUGGGGGGAGCGUACCCUUUUCCUAACCUCCCUCCACUCCUGUCGCACCGAGAACUAUGUCCCGGGACUGCACCUGCUCACCUUCCAGCACCCCCGCAACGACUCCCAGCCUGACAAGGUGUCCAUUCUCCGUAGCACCACCAUCAUCCUUAGCCCCACCACAGAAAUGGACGUCGCCCUACAGUUCAGGGGCUUCAUCCACCCAUUGUGGGGGGGACCUCCGCCUGCACCCCCUCCUAUAGAGACUGUCUCCAUGUGGGCUCGCAUUCAGAGGCUUCACUUUGAGGCUCGAAUGGCCACAGGACCCAACUCCAGCCAGAUGGAGGUGGUGGGUCGCUGGGCAGCUCAGCAGCUAAAGCUGCUGGCUCGACCAGAUGGGAGCCGACUUUUCUCUAACCUGACCAGGGGCAACCAUUACCUUGUUCAGGCUGAGGGCUACCUUUACAGCUCGGGUUCAGGACAGACCAGUGAGAUGGCCUUGAUCUGGAAUAGGACAUUGCCUGGAGGGAGUGAGAUCUCCUUCCUGUUCUUGGAGCCAUACCGCUCAGGUUCCUGCUCAGGGUACAUGUCCUGUCUGGCGUGUCUAUCUGACCAGUCUUGUGGCUGGUGCCCAUCUUUGUCCCGCUGUCUGCUGCGUGACAGCCCAGACCUUGCACCUUGCCCUGAGGGGGAGAAUAGUGAAGGGAAGGUAGAAGGUCAGCGCCAUCUGCUGUUGGCACCCCAGCAUUGCACCUUGUGUGAAGAGUAUAGAGACUGCUCUGCAUGUACUCAGGACCCUUAUUGUGAGUGGCAGAUAAACUCCAGCAAGAAAGGCGACUAUCAGUGCAGUCGACGGGGAAGAGUAGAUGGAUCCAUACGUGACCCAAAGGGCUGUCCUAAAGUCUGCAACCAGAGAAAGACGUGUGGUGAGUGCCUCUCUAACUCGAGCCAGUGUGCAUGGUGUGAGUCAGCUCAGGCCUGCUUCUAUUUUGCUGCCUACCUCACAAAGUACCCCUAUGGAGAGUGCAGGGACUGGUACGACAGCGUUCACUCAGUUCCCCAGUGUAAGCAGUGCUCAGCUUUAAACACAUGUACAGAGUGCCUGAGGACUUUCCAGUGUGGCUGGUGUGGUGACUACAAUAAUCCCACAAUUGGAAAAUGCUUGAGAGGAGACUGGGCAGGAAUGGAUGAUCCAUCUGUGUAUAACUGUAGUGUAGCUGUGGCUGAAGCACGGGCUGCAAAUCCUGAGCCCCAGACUUCAGCCCCACCUCGACCCCUAGAAAUGGAGAUGGAGUUGGAGCACUUGAAUGACGAAGAACAAGAUGCAAUCUGGGCCUAUCCUACUUGUCCCGAUGUAGAGGAAUGCAGGCUGGGCCUCCACAACUGUCACCUCUUUGCCACCUGCAUCAUCACUCCCACUUCAUACGAGUGCCAUUGUGAGAGAGGAUACACAGGGGAUGGCACACUGCACUGCAACCAAACCUGUUACAAUGAGUGUCGUGAGGGUCAAUGUAGCGGCAGCCCACGGUUUGAGUGUGAAUGUUCUCUAGGCUGGACAUCUGACCCCGCUACUCUGGUUCUAAGUGGCGUUGAAUGUGAUGUUGACUGUGGCUGCAACUUUCACUCCACCUGUAUUACUGCUCCAGGGAUCUGUGAUGAAUGCCAAGACUGGACUACAGGACCACACUGUGAGCACUGCCGUCCAGGUAGCUUUGGCUCAGCCCUGGCUGGUGGCGGCGGUUGCGUUCCUUGUGAGUGUAACGGACACGGUGACCCUCUGCAAGGAUACUGUCACAACCAAACAGGCCAGUGUUACUGCACCCACAACAGUCAGGGACCACAUUGCGAGUCCUGCCUACCUGGUUACUAUGGAGAUCCCAGGAAUAAUGGCACAUGCUAUCGUCAGUGCCAGGGCCGUUCUGUCCUACUCUCUUCCACUUCCUCCACCACCAUUCCUCUGUCCUCUUCUUUGGGAUGGCGAAGUGGCACAGAGGGGAAAGGUGGACUUUCUCAUUGCCUGUGGGUCCUCUCUGUGACUGAGAACCUGGCACCUUGUCUGCCUAAACAGUUCUGUCCCCCAGUUGCCCUCACUCUACACCCAGACUCCCAUACACACUGUAAAAGCUCGUAUGUCUAUGUGUUUGACGGCCUUCCUCGUUUUCUGGGCAAUGGAGUUGUACAUUCUGAUCACAACUUAAUUGGAGCAUUUUGUGGCACCACAAGGACUCAGCCUAUCACAGUGGAAGCCACCUCAGGUGUGAUCUCAGUCUAUUUUGAAGCCAACGUCUCUUCAGACAAACCUCAAGGCUUUAAUGCGUCUUUCUGGGUACGACGGUGCCAGCAGAGCUCUGAUGAGGGUGAAGAUGGAUCUGUAUGUCCAGGUGGAGCCCAGUGCCAAGGUGGGCUCUGCCAGUGCCCUCAGGGAUAUGGGGGACCGCAUUGUGACCGGCUGGUGUGUCCUCAAGAUUGUGGAAUAGUAGAAGGAAGAGGAACUUGUAAUAUAUCUCUGGGAGUGUGUGUGUGCUCAGAGAGCUGGGCUGGAUCAGACUGCACUAUUCCUCGAGACUUCAACAGCUUGGUGUGGGAAACCCUACUAGACACACAGAUGACUGUGAACCAGGCCCACAGGUUCCUCCACCGGAUGGGACACUCUAUGGUGUCUGGACCACAUGGCAACCUCUGGAUGUAUGGAGGGCUUUCUCUGACAGAAGGAAUUCUGGGAAAUGUCUAUAGAUAUUCUGUGUUGGAGCGUCGUUGGACCCAAAUGCUGACAAGCUCUGUGGAAGAAGGAUUGACUCCAAGCCCUCGCUACCAUCACGCCUCUGCACUGCUGAGUCAUGAGUCUGGUUCUGGAACCAGUCACAACUUUAUGUUGGUUGUAGGCGGGGUUACUCAAGAUGGUGUUGCCAUGGAUACCUGGAGUCUCAAUCUCAGCAGUUUAGUCUGGAGAGAGCACAAGAGCACAGUGCUUCCCCCAGUGGCUGGUCACACUUUAACUGUACGUCGAGACUCCUCUGUGCUGUUGAUUGGCGGUUACUCUCCAGAAAAUGGUUUCAACCACCAUUUACUGGAGUUCAGUCCUCAGUCUGGAAACUGGACCAUUGCCCCCCAUACUGGCACACCUCCAACAGGUUUAUAUGGCCACACGGCAGUCUACCAUGAACAGACUGACGCCAUCUAUGUCUUUGGAGGCUACCGCUUUCACGUGGAAAGUGUGGAGCCAUCUGGUGAGCUCUACAGUCUGUAUUACCCCAACCUCACCUGGUCUUUGCUGGCCUCUUCUCAGGGUAUUAAGCCCCUGUCCCGUUUCUUCCACGCUGCUGCAAUGAUCAAAGACACUAUGGUGAUUGUAGGUGGCAGGACAGAAGCAGAAGACUACAGUAACUCUGUCUCUCUGUACCAGAUCAACUGUAACACCUGGAUACAACCAAUUUCAGCUGUUGGAGAUCCAGUAAAUGGUUCAGUGUCUCUUGCCAUGACAAGCUGGGGCAGUCGUCUCUUCCUGUCAGGAGGCUUCAAUGGUGUCACUCUUGGCAGGCUCGUAACCCUGUCUGUGCCCUCUGACCCCUGCGCCCUUCUUCCCACACCAGAGGCCUGCAACACCACCACAGGCAGCUGUAUCUGGUGUAGGGGAACCUGUGCUUCUUCUGACACUGCUGAGAGAAUGGGUUGCUUCACUGGUCAGUCUCCCUGUUCUCCAACCCCUCGUGAACCAGAGCAGUGUCGCAGACUAAAGACAUGCAGUGAAUGCCUUGCACGACACCCUAAAACAUUUUCCAGUCCAUCACAGCCUGUUUUACAGUGUAAGUGGUGCACAAAUUGUCCAGAGGGAGCUUGUAUCAGCAGCUCUCUCAGCUGUACAGCUGUACACGACUGUCGAGUCAACCAGAGAGAGAUUUUCCUGUCCAGCAGCUGUACUGAGAUUAGCUGUGAGGCUUCUGACUGCCCCAAGUGUACAGCUUCUGGAAAAUGCAUGUGGACACGCCAGUUCAAACGCACAGGCGAGACAAGGCGCAUCUUGAGUGUGAACCCCACUUAUGACUGGACAUGUUUCAGCCUUGCUCUGCUCAACGUCUCACCCAUGCAGGUGGAGUCAUCCCCUCCUCUGCCAUGCCCUCCUCCCUGCCACAGUCUCCAUAACUGCAGCCUUUGUCUGAGCUCCAGAGGCUCUGACGGGGGCUGGCAGCACUGUGUGUGGAGCAUGGCCCUGCAGCAGUGCAUGAGCCCAUCUUUUGUGCCCCUCCGGUGUGAGGCGGGCCAGUGUGGUCGAUUGCUCUCAGGGGGGGACUCCUGCUCUCCCCAGUGCUCCCAGCUCACCCAGUGCUCCCAGUGCAUUGCCAGGCCUCAGUGUGGUUGGUGUGCCCUUCGUGGGGGCAGUGGGGCUGGACGCUGCCUACAAGGAGGACUCGAUGGCGUGAGUGAGGGUGUUUGCCCCCUGAGAAAUAGCAGUUGGUCUUUUCUCCAUUGUCCAGAAAAUGCCAAAGAUAACACAGCUUGACAGGCAUAAAAUAGUAUUUUUUGCACCAACGAGGUGAUUCCCCAAAACUAGUCAAAAACCUAGUGUAUCUCUGCAUGGUGCGCAGUGUCCUUAAAAACUGAGGAAACGAGACACGUGAAGGAGAAAAGAAUUGGCAGGCCUAAAAAAAAUACCUACAGCAGAUGAGCAGUAUCUGAAAGUUGUGUCCUUAAGAAAUAGGAAAAAUUCAAAGACCUGGUACAAAGCCUGAGAGGUGCAUCAGCUGGUCCAUCUACUAUUCAUUGAAGCCUUGUCAGAAAUGGUCUUAGAGGAAGGGUGGCUGUUAAGAAGCCAUUCCUAAGGAAAGGAAACAGGGUCAAAAGGCUGGGGUAUGCCAAAUUACACAAGAACUGGACAGAAAAUUAGUGACAAGUUUUAUGGAGUGAUGAAUCCAAAAUCAAAAUCUUUUGGUUCAAAUGGUCAUCACACUGCAAGUAUAUAUAAGACCAGGAGAGAAAUACAACAGUGAGCAUCUACAGCACAUCUGAAAUAUGUAAAUGUAAGUCAAUAAACGUGCAUAAAUUUAA
This is a messenger RNA of Archocentrus centrarchus (flier cichlid), 7325 nucleotides long. RefSeq names its product multiple epidermal growth factor-like domains protein 8. Gene Ontology annotation, molecular function: calcium ion binding; protein binding. The transcript has 39 exons. Bases 349 to 6780 code for a protein of 2143 amino acids. The record is from RefSeq and is a predicted model, not a curated record. NCBI's taxonomy places the organism in Eukaryota, Metazoa, Chordata, Actinopteri, Cichliformes, Cichlidae.